This is a messenger RNA of Anopheles maculipalpis, 1176 nucleotides long. RefSeq names its product CLIP domain-containing serine protease B15. Gene Ontology annotation, biological process: proteolysis. The record is from RefSeq and is a predicted model, not a curated record. Gene Ontology annotation, molecular function: serine-type endopeptidase activity. The coding region runs from base 47 to 1135 and encodes 362 amino acids. The transcript is spliced from 4 exons. Lineage: Eukaryota; Metazoa; Arthropoda; Insecta; Diptera; Culicidae.
GUACCUUGGCGUGCUGCUGCCUUGCACGUUAGUUGCACGGAGCACAAUGAGGUGGUUAGUUUGUUCAAUCGUGUCCUUGUCGCUGGUGCUGGCUGUGGUCGGCGAGUUGCUCAACAGUGGCGAUGCGUGUAAAACACCGUCCGGUACGGCGGGCAUUUGUGAACCGGUGAAAAAUUGUACGUACGUGCGGAAGAUUCUGCAAAGUCCGGACUUUUCCCACUACGACACAAACUAUCUGGAAACGUUACAAUGUGGCGAAAUGAAGAUUCCGAUGAGGAAGAAGCCUAUUCCCUUGCUGUGCUGUCCAAAGUUUGGCAAUGCACCUACGUGCGGAGCGCAGCAUAUAGCCGAUCGAAUCUAUUUCGGCGAGGAAACGGAACGGGGCGAACAUCCGUGGGCUGCCCUGUUGUUCUACAACGUUGGCAGAAACCGUACCGUGCCAAAGUGUGGUGGUGCGCUCGUUUCGGAGCGGUAUGUGAUAACGGCUGCACACUGCACCGUAGACAAACCGAACUGGAAGCUACUGUAUGUCCGUUUCAAUGAAUUCAACACGUCCAGCCCGGAUAACUGUACCACGGUGGAAAACGAUGAGGUCAUCUGCCGUGAAGACUACGCGGUGGAAACGAUUACUCCGCACCCCGACUACGACAUGUACAACAUUUCGCGUCCCAAUGACAUCUGUAUCCUACGGCUUGCUUCCGAUGUCACGUUCAAUGACUACGUACGUCCCAUCUGUUUGCCGUUCGAUCUCGCCAUACAACAGCUUCCAGUAGCGGAUGAAAUCUUCACCGUUACCGGUUGGGGAGAAACAGAAGAGAGAAGGCCCAGUGACGUACAGAAACACGUGGAUUUGCCCGGAUUGGAAAAUGAAGCCUGCAAUUCAGUAUAUGCCGUGGCAAACGUUACCCUUACGGAUCGACAAUUGUGUAUCGGUGGGUUGAAUGGUUCUGAUUCCUGCCGGGGAGAUUCCGGAGGACCAUUGAUGCGAGAAGUUGGUGGUGGCUGGUACCUUGUAGGUGUGGUCAGUUUUGGGGCACGGUUUUGUGGUACGCAAAAUUUGCCCGGGGUGUAUACAAACAUCGCAAAAUAUUUGGACUGGAUGGAGACGGUUAUGUUCGUGGAACAAUAUUUGUAGGCGUGAUAGACAAUAAAAAAGCAAAAAAACUCAUCGAACGG